GUUUUCUGUCGUUCUCCUCAAGCAGACAAGAAGUUUCGGCCAUUUUUUCGGGGUGUUUGUUGUUUUCACCAAAACAAGAGACUGUUCUCAGGUCGACGCUGUAGAUGUGCUUUCCAGUCAACCUAAGGCUAGUUUAGAGGAGGAUAAAAUGAUCCCAGAUCAGUGUCUGUGUCGGUGUCAUGCCAUCCCCCAUCGAGCUGCUAGGUGCGCGCCAGCCUCGCGAUAGCCUCGCCUACAAGAAUCAGAGCUCCGCUCGCGAACUGGAUGCUGACAGGCGCGCGGUGCGGUCAUCAUGCAAAGGUUACACUGGAUCCGUUUCAGCGAGUGUCUAAAGAAGAAGCCGCUCCUCCGCAGGACCUACACGGGUUACAAAAUGAGAGACGUCUAGCAACACAAAAACGCCCUAACUCACGUUUACUCGCCUGUUUGGCUACAGCAGGUGUCAAACGAUGGACGCAAGUUUGGGAUUUCCGCGAACGGCAGUGUGUACGCUGGCUCCUCUCGGCGGUAAAGUGGCUUCAUGAGUGUCCAAAGUAACAGUGGAAGUGGUGGUGGAAGUUUGGAGGCGACGCCAUCUUGGUCGCAGCUCUCCUCGUCCCCAACGAUUUCUCAACAACAUAUAACGGCGACCGCAAAGAGCAAGGAAGGCCCCAUGGAGGAGCUGCACAGCCUGGACCCCAGGAGACAGGAGCUGCUGGAGGCCAGGUUCACAGGAGCUGUCAGUGGCAACACAGUAGGCAGCACUGGGAGCACCAGUGGAGGUGCUAAGGGUCUGGCCAAUGAGUCCUCUAACCAUAGCUAUGGCAGCCUGGGCUCAUCCAGCGACAAGGAGUCUGAGAACUCUGAUUUGAAAAGAGGGAGCUCCCCUGCCUACUCAACCCCGGAGAAGAAGCAUUCUGAAUCGUCCAGAGGGAGGAAAAGGAAAGCAGACACCUAUUCAGAGAGUAGUCAAGGGAAGACCUCCACACGUGGGCCCAAGAUCAGCGACUACUUUGAUUUCCAGGGUGGAAAUGGUUCCAGUCCGGUCAGAGGCCUCCCAUCAGCUCGCCGCUCCCCACAGAACUCACACUCUGCCCCAGGUUCAAUCAUCCGGCAGAAUAGCUCCUCUCCUACGAGUCUGUGUUUUGGAGAACACAAUCCGAAAGCCUCCUCCAGCAAGUGUGUCCAGACGGAGUUAACAGGCCUGAAACUUGCUGCUCUGGAGAGCAACAAGAGUCUAGACCUGGAGAAAAAAGAGGGGCGAAUAGAUGACUUGCUCAGGGCUAACUGUGACCUACGGAGACAGAUAGAUGAACAGCAAAAACUCCUGGAGAAAUACAAGGAGAGGCUAAAUAAGUGCAUCACCAUGAGCAAGAAAUUGCUUAUAGAGAAGAGCACCCAGGAGAAGCAGUCGUGCCGUGAGAAGAGCAUGCAGGACCGUCUCCGUCUCGGUCACUUCACCACUGUCAGACACGGAGCUUCCUACACGGAGCAGUGGACCGACGGAUAUGCAUUCCAGAACCUGAUCAAGCAGCAGGAGGGCAUCAACCAGCAGAGGGAGGACAUAGAGCGACAGAGGAAGCUUCUCGCCAAGAGGAAGCCCCCGAACCCUGCAUCACCCUCCCUCUCAGUGGCCUCCACCUCUGAACCCAAGCAACGCAAAACCAAGGUGGUCAACGGCAAUGACUCUGACCCCUUCCUCAAGCCCUCCCUGCCCCAGCUACUGACCCUCGCUGAGUACCACGAGCAGGAAGAGAUCUUCAAGCUUCGCCUUGGACAUCUGAAGAAGGAGGAAGCUGAGAUUCAAGCAGAGCUGGAGCGGUUGGAGCGGGUGAGGAACCUUCAUAUCAGAGAGCUGAAGAGGAUAAACAACGAGGAUAGCUCGGCGUUUAAAGAUCAUCCUACCCUGAAUGAGCGGUACCUGCUGCUGCACUUGCUGGGCAGGGGCGGCUUCAGUGAAGUCUAUAAGGCUUUUGACCUGUUUGAGCAGCGCUACGCAGCUGUUAAAAUCCACCAGCUCAACAAGAACUGGAGAGAGGAGAAAAAGGAGAACUACCACAAGCAUGCAUGCAGGGAGUACCGGAUACACAAGCAGCUGGACCAUCCCAGAAUAGUCAAGCUGUAUGACUAUUUCUCCCUCGAUACUGACACGUUCUGUACUGUCCUGGAGUUCUGUGAAGGCAACGACCUGGACUUCUACCUGAAGCAAAAUAAGCUGAUGUCAGAGAAGGAGGCACGCUCCAUUGUCAUGCAGAUUGUCAGCGCCCUGCGCUACCUCAACGAGAUCAAACCCCCCAUCAUCCACUACGACCUCAAACCUGGUAACAUCUUAUUGGUGGAUGGUACUGCGUGUGGAGAAAUCAAAAUCACAGACUUUGGCCUGUCUAAGAUUAUGGAUGAUGAUAACUAUGGUGUGGAUGGGAUGGACCUCACAUCACAGGGAGCUGGAACCUACUGGUACCUUCCUCCAGAGUGUUUUGUGGUGGGGAAGGAGCCACCUAAAAUCUCCAACAAGGUGGACGUCUGGUCUGUGGGAGUGAUCUUCUUCCAGUGCCUCUACGGACGCAAGCCGUUUGGUCACAACCAGUCACAGCAGGAUAUUCUCCAGGAAAACACCAUCCUCAAAGCCACAGAGGUCCAGUUCCCUGCUAAACCACAGGCUAGCACAGAGGCAAAGGCAUUUAUCCGGCGCUGUCUGGCCUACCGCAAGGAGGACAGGUUCGAUGUUCACCAACUGUGCUCGGACUCCUACCUCCUCCCUCACAUGAGACGUUCUAACUCCUCCGGCUCCCUGCAGCCCUCCGCCUCAUCUCUCCCUACCUACUGACUGGCUCUCUCACAUGACUGACAGGACCCUCUGGCCAAUCUCAAGGCAGAUUGUUAGAAUUGGAGGAUAAUGGAUGUGGAUCUUUCUUUUUUUUUUUUUACUUGAGCUAUUCCCAAAUGGAUAAGUUAGAAACAGAGAAGAAUUAAAUGGAAAAGAUGGAAAAAGGUUGAAAAAGUGAAAGUGGGAUACCCCCUUUGCAUAUGUUGUACAGAAUUGUGCCCUUGAACUCAACUGUGUGAGAUACGGCAAAACUGGAAAACAGAAGGGAAAUGGAAAGAGAGCGGAGCAAGAAAAGAAAACGAUGAAGCUAGUGGAUUUCCUUUGGACUUUAUUAAAUAACCCUUUAGGAGACAUUUCAACAGCUAUAGGGGCUCCUAGGUGCCCUGUCCAAGCCCACCUCUCUUAGCUCUACACCAUAAUACACCUCACAAGAUGGCUUAGAAUUUCUUCUACAUUAUAGAUGUUCUCUUGUUGUUAUGUGAGGGUGGCAUUGACCGGUGGGGAACAGAAGAAAAGGAUGAACAGGUGUGUGUGUGUGUGUGUGUGCUGCAGAGAAGGUCCGAGUGUCUCCAAGUCAAAAUAUGGACUCCCUGUCAAGUAACCUGCUAUCCAUAUUUAUGAGGCACAAAAUUAUGGUUACAUCUUUUUGAAUCUACCCUUGCAGGCCCUCUGCAACCGACAGGGGUUCACUUAAAUGUAUGUUGUAACCUUGAUGGGACUGAAAAGAAAAAAUGUUCCAGACGAAAUUUCUGGGGUCAAUUUGCACUUCCGGGCCAGAUGGUGGCGAUCUGGUCACACACAUUUGGCAUGAAGUACUACAGCGUGGGCUAGUUCUGGACUGAUCAGUAGCCGAGUCCUUGGUUCACUUUUUUGUUUUGUUUCGAAGCAAUUCAGAUCUACUGCCGGGUUUACAGGAAGUGGACCUGUCAAUCUGUCUUAAUCCAUUUUGUGUUUUUCAGAUAAGAGUCACAAUGUUUCAAACAGCACAGUAUUACAGUACCAUGUUGUCAUAGACGACCUCAUCAAGCUGCCUGGAAUAGUUGGACUGAACUGAGGGACUGGAUCAGCUGUUACUGUACUACAAAGACUCGGGACACAGAAUUUAGUGUACAUUUCAUGUGCAGGAGACAUUACCCACUAGCAAAUACAUAAUGAGGCUUUA
Molecule: messenger RNA, 3968 nt
Organism: Dicentrarchus labrax (European seabass)
Lineage: Eukaryota; Metazoa; Chordata; Actinopteri; Moronidae
Product: serine/threonine-protein kinase tousled-like 1-B
Exons: 22
Coding region: 521-2806 (761 amino acids)
Biological process (GO): chromosome segregation; intracellular signal transduction; peptidyl-serine phosphorylation
Cellular component (GO): nucleus
Molecular function (GO): protein serine/threonine kinase activity; ATP binding
Source: RefSeq, a predicted model, not a curated record